Messenger RNA from Cornus florida, 1338 nucleotides. RefSeq names its product (S)-scoulerine 9-O-methyltransferase-like. Lineage: Eukaryota; Viridiplantae; Streptophyta; Magnoliopsida; Cornales; Cornaceae. Gene Ontology annotation, molecular function: protein dimerization activity; O-methyltransferase activity; S-adenosylmethionine-dependent methyltransferase activity. Gene Ontology annotation, biological process: methylation. The transcript is spliced from 3 exons. The record is from RefSeq and is a predicted model, not a curated record. The coding region runs from base 38 to 1123 and encodes 361 amino acids.
CCAUUACAAGGAACAAAAGGCAGCAAAACCCAUAAACAUGAAAGUCCAACAAGGUUUAGACCUUGCCCCACUUUGGGGCAUGGGAAAUUUGAUAGGUACCCAAAUGACCAUAAGAGCUGCAAUUGAGCUCAAUGUUUUCAAUAUCAUUAGCGAUUCAGGCCCUGAAGCUCAUUUGUCUUCAGCUGCAAUUGUCUCCAAAAUACCCACCACCAAUCCAAACGCAGCCAAUGCCUUAGAAAGGAUACUAAGAAUGCUUAGUGCAAAUUCUGUCCUGUCAAUGUCUCUAAGGCAAUCCCCAAAUUGUGAGACAAAUAAUGAAAGAACUUAUGGCUUGACGAUGCACUCACGUGCCUUCGUGACUAAGACAGACGGAAUUUCUAUAGCUUCGUCAAUGGUGAUUAUUCGCUCCGAGAGGGAACUUGUGGAAAGUCUUUACAAGCUCAAAGAUUUUGUGCUUGAACCGGAGUGUGUGCCGUUCCAGAAGACUUAUGGUGUGAGCUUUUAUGAGUAUGUUUCUAAGGAACCAAGAUUAAGCAAUCUGUUUGACGAGAAUAUGGCAUGUAUUUCAAAGUUGUUCUUUGAUAUGGUGUUCAAGGUGUACCCUGGAUUUGAAGAAGUGGAAGAGUUGUUGGAUGUAGGUGGUGGCAAUGGAACUUCACUUGGGAAGAUAGUCUCUGCUUGUCCACACAUUCAUGGCAUAAACUUUGAUUUGCCUCAUGUAAUUGCUAAUGCUCUUGACUUCCCUGGUGUGGAGCAUAUUGCUGGAGAUAUGUUCAAGUCACUGCCAAAUGCACAAGCGAUUUUAUUGAAGACGAUAUUGCAUAAUUGGGACGAUGAUCGCUGCAUCAUGCUGUUGAGAAAUUGUUGGAAGGCAUUGCCUGAUGAUGGUAAUGGUAAGGUUAUAGUUGUUGAGUUUGCGAUCCAACCACUUCAAAAUGAUGUUGAAUCAAUCAAUACAAUAACAAUGGACUUCUACAUGAUGAUAGCCACAAAAGGCGGAAAAGAGAGAACAACAACUGAAUUUGCGAAUCUAGCAAAAGCUGCAGGUUUUGCUGAAACAAAGAUCUUUUCAAUUUCAGAAGGAAUUUACGUUCUAGAAUUCAUCAAGAGAAAUGGUGGAUAGAGAUUGUUUGAUGUGACCUUCAUAUAUUUGUUUCAUUUGUCAAAGUUUGUAAGCUUUUAAUAAUAAAUAUUUUGAGAAUCCUUGGACAUAAUGGAAUCUUUCCAAUUGCACAAGGGAUUCACCUUUUAGGUUGGAUUCACCGUCCUUCUUAUAUAUGUUUCAUUUGAUAUUGUUUGUAAGCUUUUCAUAAAAAAAAAUGUGAGAACUUUUGGACC